Molecule: messenger RNA, 2998 nt
Organism: Trichobilharzia szidati
Lineage: Eukaryota; Metazoa; Platyhelminthes; Trematoda; Strigeidida; Schistosomatidae
Source: the annotation of a GenBank genome assembly
AUGACCUUGUUAUUGGAUAUUUCAAUCGUCCUUGCUCAGGGUCACUCUCGUCAACGUGUUCAAAUGGAUUUUCCCGACCGAGUUGAUUGCGUUGUAGAUGGGACAGGUCUUAGUGAGUCCUUAAUCUCAGCAAGCUUAUCAAUACUUGGGAAGCACAUUCUUCAUAUUGACCGUAAUGAUUACUAUGGCGGAGUCCUAGCAUCUUUACGGUUCCCUGAAUUCGAAAAAUUUUUAAAUCAACCUUCUGACAUUCCCACAAGUUCCCCAAGUUUUAGCGGUAAUGUUUUGGAUCUUAGUGGGAUUAAAUCAUCUUUAAUUACUCAUAAGUCAUCAACCUGGUUUUUGAGUGAUAAUUCUCAAAAGAGUUUUGAUGACAAUGAUGAAGAUGUUAAUUCAUUUGGGAAUGUGAACAAUACAAUUGUUGGUGAUUCAGCUAAUGACAAUAGUAUUCAACGAAAUCAUAUUGGCGAUGAAAUCUCUGAUGUGAUACGCCAACUCGAUGUAGAAGAGCAGCAACAACUACAAGAGAACAGUGAUGAAAAUGAACAAGAAAUCAGUAAUAUAACAGCACGAAACGAACCGUCUAAUGAUGAUGUUACGAAACAACAGUGUCAAGAAUUUUCUUGGUCGCGAACUAAAUUACAAAGGGCUGUACGUCGGCAUGAUAUUGACAUACUUCCAAAGAUACUUUAUUCACAUAGUCCUACAGUAACUGCACUUUUACGUGCUGAUGUAACUCGUUAUCUGGAAUUUCGUUUUGUAUCACGUUUGUUAGCUUAUUCAACUGAUAAUCAAACUGUUAGACAACCUGGGACUAACUCGAAUGAUGUUGGUAAUCAGUCUGGUUCUAAAACUCCAUCAUCUGGUUGUGUAGUUAAAAUUCCUGUUUGUCGUUCAGAUGUGUUUAAAACACGUCUAUUGAGUUUACAUCAAAAAAGAGCUUUAGGCUCAUUUUUUGAAUGGUGUUUUCAUUUGAUUAUCAAUGAUACACAGCCUGAUACAGUGAAUGUUGAACGUGACGCAGAUUAUUUAGCUUAUGAAAAUCGUCCAUUUCAAGAUCUGUUAUCUGAGAAACGUAAACUUGAUAAAUUUACCCAACAGCUACUGAUAACAAAUUUAUCGUUUAGCAAUCAGCAUAUUAAAACAAAGGAGGCCAUCUUCAGAAUCAGACGACUUUUGUUCUCUAUGGGUCGAUUUGGACCAUAUCCAAUCUUAUGGCCAAUGUACGGCAGUGGAGAUUUAACUCAAGGUUACUGUCGAAUGUCAGCUGUUUUUGGCGCAACAUUUUGUCUAGAAUGUACAAUAACAAAAAUUGAGCGCAGACCACCUCAAUCCACUGAGCCUACCUCAUCUAAUGAAGCAAUAACAACAGCAGUAACCAAUACAUCUCUGUCGUCAUCAGCGUCAGCAUCCCAGUCUAUAUCACCAAGAAAUGACCAAGAUGACAUCAUUGUUCAUCUAUCCAAUGGCAAAGAAGUACGAACUAAGUGUAUUGUUCUGUCACCAGAGUGUUUACCAUUCUCUUGGAUUAGUAAACAUAUCAAACAAUGGUGUGCAAGAGCUGUCCUCAUCACUGACUCUUCACUGUUACCUGAAGACUGUAAACCUAGUGAUGUAUCAAUACUUGCCUAUUCUUAUUCUUCUAAUAAUCAAAAUCAUCAAGAUGAUAAUUCUAUUGUUGAUCCAAUCCUUAUUAUUGAAUGUCAAAUUGAAAAAACGAAUAAAUCUUAUGGAGAUUUGUUUAUGGUACACAUGUGCACAGUAAUUAAACAACCGAAGGAUCCAAAGAAGAUUUAUCAACCUGUUCUGAAUUGUUUAUUUACCCGGUAUAAUAAUACACCAGUAACCUCAGAACCAAUGAAUUGUGAUAAUAAUAAUAAUAACAAAAAUAAACUGCCUAGAAUCCUAUGGGCUGGUUACUUUUGUGUACCGGAUUUAUCAUCUAUUCCACAGAAAUUUCCUACGCCAACAGAAUCAACAUCAUUUAAUGAUUCGAAUAUUUUUAUCACUUCAGGACCUGAUGCUAGUCCUGAUUUGGAUUCAUUAGUGCCUAAUGCUGAAGCAAUUUUCCGGGAUAUCAUCUCUGUCUUAGGAGUAUCAAACACAUCUUCAUCCAAUGGAACUUCAACAGCAGAAGCUCCUGGAGAUACUAGAGAUGUGCCUAGGUCUAAUAUUUAUACUACAGUUGAUGCAACAUGGGAUGGUCAAUUCCCACCCAGAGCACCGAGACCAGAAGAUAUUGUCACAACAGAUGAAGCUAUGGAUCCGCCACCAACAGUAACUAUAGAAGCACCUGAUGGAGAUCAGAAUUAGACUGACGUUGUUAAUGCUUUUAAAAGAAGCACGGAAUAGGACGGUUACAGAAUAAUUUUUGAUAUUACUACUAAUUUUACCAUAUCAUUAACAUAACAUGUGUAUGUGUUUGUGUGUGUGUGUAUGCGUGCGUCCAUGAUGAAAGCACAGGUCUCAUUACCUACUUCUACUACACUUUGUCUACUAACCAACCUGUCUGUCCUUCUAUGAUGUAUGGUGUUGUUAUCAAUUAAUGAUGUACUAAUGAGAGAAGGGGAAAGACAGUGACAAACAAAAAUUACCCUCUACAUUUCUUUCUACUCCAAUAAUUACUCAUUUGUUUAUUUAUUUAUUUAUUUAUCUGUUUAUGUUUUGCCUCUUUUUUCUCUUCCUCACUUUCAAAUCUCUCUUAUUUUGUUAUUGGUGAACUGAGGAAAACAAAUAAUAAUAAUAAACAAUCUAUCUAUAUGUGUAUCGUAAUAAACAGUAUGCUUGCAUCUUUUGUUUUUUUUUAAAAAAAAAUACUUUGGUCCUGAAACAAGACAAAUUUGUCUUUUGUUUUUGUCUUCUUGAGAAUGUGAAACAAAAUGAUGUGUGAAAUUUUUUUGUUCAUUUAAAAAUGCUUCUUGCCUUAUUGACACAUUUGCUUUGGAUUGAAAUAUCCUUCAAAGUAAAAUAAAUAAAAAGUGUGAUUGAGAAAUAUAAC